Spodoptera littoralis (African cotton leafworm) is the source of this 1149-nucleotide messenger RNA. Lineage: Eukaryota; Metazoa; Arthropoda; Insecta; Lepidoptera; Noctuidae. The record is from the annotation of a GenBank genome assembly.
AUGGAAACAUUGAGUCUAGACGACCAGUAUGAUGUUAAAAUUGUUUUUGAACCGCCAAAAACUAUCUGUAGGUGUUGUUUAACCACUGAUAAGCGUAUGAACAACGCCGUGGCUUACAAACAGUUAUUUAAGGAUUUAGCCGGAUUAAACGUAACGGAGUCAGAUGGUCUACCGCAGUGGCUCUGCUACGAAUGCAGUGCGCUACUACAGAAGUCUGUCAGGUUCCAACAGAAGGUCCAGAAGGCACAUACUAUGCUGUACGAGUAUCUUGCACGAUGUGCUCCAUUCCCAAUAGAGCCGCAAGAUGAGGAGUUGACAAAAUACGCGAGUCCACACUUUUGUACGACCAGAGUAUUAGCUGUAGAUAUUGUGGGCAAAGGGAAGGUGGGGCAGUUCGAGGUUUUCGAGCAUGAGAAACACCAUCAGCAUUCCGCCUUAGACGAUAUAAUUAUUAAUAAAAUUGAAGAAAAUGUUAAGGAAGAAACUGAAUUCACAGACUACGAAGACAAUAUGACUUUAGAAGAAUUUAGAUCUGUGGCUAAUAAAAUAACUGAAGACGACAUAGCGUCCCUUCUUCAAGACACAGAGCAAGUAGAAGUAAAGCCAGAGGCAGUCACAAAGAAGAAGAAGAUUAGAACGAAAGAGAUUAAGAAAAAGAGAAAAGAUAACAAUGUUAAUAUAGAUUCAGCGAAGGAGGAUUCUGGUGGCGAACCGAAGUCUUCGAUAAGGAAACCGGUAGAAUUGGACCCUAGUAAGAUACGAGUGGUCACUUUGAACCCAGAGGAGCAAAUCAAACAGAGACAGGAAGAAAGUAAAAACGGUAAAAAAUAUCCGUUUCUAUGCAAUUUGUGUUAUAAAGGCUUUAAUUUUGAGUCUAAAUUGCAAAAUCAUAUGAACAAGCACAGUCCGUCUCGAGGGCCGUAUGAAUGCAAGAUAUGUCACAUGUAUCUGCCUACGUCAUACAGUUUUAGUGUACACUCACUCAUACAUACACGGAGAUAUGAAUGUUUAGUCUGUGGCCGGCGGAUGAUCGACAAACCGUCUAUUAUUGAACAUUAUAGAACACAACAUGAAGGGUUACUAGUAAUUUCACGUGUCAAAUAUGCGGUAAAGUAUCUAAUAAUAGUAAGACACAUAGAAGCCACAUGA